UACCUUACUGAAAACUUAUGGUGGCCUCCAGGCCUUUUCCAAGUCUGGGUCGGUACACCAUGAAAUUGCAAGUGUGGAUUAAGGUACAGACAGAGCAGAUUGCUUGGAGCAAUGUCCUGACAGGAGCCCUGUCAGCAGGUCACAGUAGACAUGGGAGAAGUGGAGGAAGCCAUGCCAUCUUCAGGGAUGCCUUAGGACCCAGCCAUCUUCAGGGAUGCCCUGUUGACUCAGCACUGUCUACAGCAAGUUGAUGGGGGAACAGGAUGGGAAGCUGGGAAAUGUCAAGUUGUCAUAUUCAUAUAAGUAGCAGGUAGAGGGAAAAAGCCCAGAAGGCAUGCAGCUUUCCCUUUCUCUGCCAAUAUUUAUCUCAAUUUCACCAGCAUCUCUGCCUUGGCCAGGUGAUCAGCCAGUAGGCACUUCCAGCUCAGGAGUCGUGAUUUACCAGUUGUCAGAAAGAUUCCUGAUAAUAUAUUGGGAAUAUAUCAAGUCCCUGUUGUAGGAAAAGUUGAAAAGAGCACUCGGAAGUGGGUUGGUCUCCCACCAGAGAUUGUAGUAGGUGAGAUUGGGUUCUGCAUUCCCUUUGGCCUUCUUUUUCAUGGAGUAUUUUGUGGAAGAACUUAAAAGCUCCUGAAAAUUAAUCUUCUGACUAGAUUUGUGGAAGGGGUGAGAGUGAAGGAAGACUUUCUGAACAUGUCAGAAUCAACCCAAAAACCUGGUGGGAGGAUGUUAGAGCAACAGCAAAUUGUGAGAAAUACUAAAAGUGUCAGCCUUUCUGCUCACCUCUGACAUUGCAGAUCUUUCCCUCUCAGAUGUAGGCAGGCUCUCCUCCACACAGAGGAGGCAGAGGGUGGAGCUCGGCGCCUGUAUAAAUUAUAUGUGUCCUUCAGGUUAUUUCAGCAGCAGCAGCAGCAGCAGCACAACAAGCUGCCAGCCUGUUUGUCAGCUGACAGAUCUGUUAACCAAAUUGGGGUUUCGGUCCUGCCGCCAUCUUCAGUGCCAUGGGGAGCCCACCAGCCAAGUGACGGCAUCAGACUGCUAUGUACGCUUGUGGCUGCCGUCUGCUUCGCCUGGAAAGCUUCAGACCAAAACCAUCAGGAAUUCUGACAACCCUGUCUGGAAUGAGACUUUCUACUUUAGGAUCCAGAGAGAAGUUGAGAAUAUUUUAGAAUUGGCAGUGUGUGAUGAAGAUGUACUCACCAAAGAUGACAUGCAGUUCACAGUUCUUUUUAAUGUUGCUAGAAUCAGACCUGGGGAGACAAUCCGCGAGACAUUUGCUUUGAAAUCAGAGACAGAGAGGUGCUCUAAGAAAUGGGAAAGUUUGGAAGUGGAAUUCUGGAUGGAAAGAGUUCCUGGUCCUCCAGAGCAUCUCAUUACCAAUGAUGUCCUAGUGUCUCGUGAGGUUUGCUGCUUGGAAGUGCACGUAGACAUUAACGAAAGUAGGAGAUACUUGAAAGAGGGUAAAAAUCUCGUGCUUACGGUGCCUGCAUCCCACGAGAGAACACAGAAGACGACAGAGGACACCGACACUUUCUACUUCCACUGCGUGAAGGCUUGGGAGCCAGUUCUAAAAGUCAGGCUGCAGAAAGUUUCUGAUAAGGAAGAUGACGACAGCAAUUUAAGUGACACCUUAACGGUACCACUGAAAUUUCUCCCUGUUGGACAUAAAGUGAAAAUAACCCUUCCCGUAAGACACAAUGUCCCUCUACAGUUGUACCUCCAACUAAAUGCUUGCACAGAAAAACUAGAUGUGCGCCUAGGGUAUGAUCUGUGCCAAGGAGAGCAGGAGUUCCUGCAUAAGAGGAAGAGAGUUGUUGCUGGUGCUCUGAAAAAGGUUCUUCAUCUGGAAAGAGAUCUACAUGGACAUGAGGUCCCAGUAAUAGCUGUUAUGGCAACAGGUGGAGGUCUCAGAGCAAUGUCAGCUAUGUUUGGCCACCUCUUAGCUCUUCAGAAGCUAAAUCUGUUGGACUGUGUCACCUAUCUCACAGGGGCUUCUGGCUCAACAUGGACACUAGCAGACCUGUAUGAGCAUGCUGACUGGUCACAGAAGUCUCUGGAGGGGCCACUUAAAGCUGUAAAAGAACAAGUGACAAAAUGCAAACUCAACCUUAUGUCUCUAGACCAUCUGAAGUAUUACCACAAGGAACUUGCUGAAAGGGCAAAAGCAGGACAUGUCCCAUCUUUUACAACUCUGUGGUCACUUGUUCAGGAGAUGUUCUUGCAUGAGCAGCCAAGAAAGUACAAACUCACAGACCAGCGCAAGGCACUGGAGCAUGGACAAAACCCACUGCCUUUCUAUGCAGUCCUCAAUGUGAAAGAGGAGAAGUUUGGUACUUUCAAAUUUAGAGAGUGGGCAGAUUUCUCUCCUUACGAAGUGGCCAUACCAAAAUAUGGAGCCUCCAUUCCUUCAGAAUAUUUUGACAGCGAGUUCUUCAUGGGAAGGAGAGUGAAGAAGCUGCCAGAAUCUCGGAUCUGCUAUCUGGAAGGUCUUUGGACAAACAUCUUUACUAGGAAUUUGCUGGAUGGCUUGUACUGGUCCUCAAAUUCAAAUGAAUUCUGGGAACGGUGGUCCCAAGAUAUGGUAGAUAUAGAAAAGCAUUCUCCUGAGGAAGAUGUUACUGUUAUUGAGCCUCCAUCUUGCUUGUCAGGAAAGUUGUAUGAAAUGUUUCAGGACAUCAUGACCAAGCGUCCACUACUGGGAAAGUCUCAUAACUUCCUGAGAGGCUUAGAGUUUCAUAAGGAUUAUAUCCAUCAGAAAAAAUUUAUUGAAUGGAAAGACACUGUGCUGGAUGGUUUCCCUAACAAUCUGACACCUCUGCAGAAAUACCUGUGUCUGAUAGAUGUUGGCUAUUUCAUCAACACCAGUGGUGCAGCACUUUUCAAGCCAGAGAGGAAUGUAGAUGUCAUCAUAUCCCUUGAUUAUGGUUUGGGACAUGUGUUCAAGCAAUUAGAGAUGACGUACAAAUAUUGCAAGAUACAAAACAUCCCAUUCCCCAAAGUGGAGCUAAGUCCAGAAGAAGAGAAGAACCCAAAGGAAUGUUACAUAUUUGCAGAUGCAGAGGACCCCAGAGCACCUAUAGUCAUCCAUUUUCCUUUGGUGAAUGACACCUUUAAGGAAUUCAAGGAGCCAGGGGUGAAGCGUGGUCACUCGGAGAUGGAAGAAGGCAAAGUAAAUCUGGAGAACAACUGCUCACCGUACUACCUCAUUAGGCUAAUUUACUCCUCUGAAAACUUUGAUAAACUUGUGAACCUGAGCAAAUACAACAUCCUCAAUAACAAAGACCUGCUCCUCCAGGCCAUCAGGAGUGCUGUAGAAAGAAGGAAAAGCAGAAGGACUGGGAAUUUCUCCAGCUACUCUGGAUAUCCCUAGGCUGGGUUUUUGCCCUGUUCCCCACUGAAGGCUAUGGCAGCACAUUGCAACAAUCACAGUCAUGUUACAACAUAUCACAGUGUUCAUCCUUUGCAGAAAACUGAUGAAACCAGUACAUUUCUCACCUUGCCGUGUUCAGGCUCCCAGCUUUCAGCAGGGUUUAUUUUAUCUCCUUCUCUCGCAUUUUCAGACCACAGGAGUCUCACAAUGUGGUCUUGUUUAGAAAUUAGGGUCCUGGUAGGCAGAGAUCUCCCAAGAUCUCCUUGAUGUUGCAGUAUAUGGUGGUGGUGGUAGUUCUUUGGAUGAGCCUGUCCCUUCAACCCUGAGCCCAUUGUUGGUGUCCUUUCAAUAUUUGAUUACAGAUCAAGUCCUGGCCAUUUGCGUUCAGUGAUGUCCAGAUUUUCAGAUAGGCUGAGCAACUAGAAUUUGCACUGAAUUGGUGGGCUCAGCUUUGAAGUCAGGCAUAUAUAUGUGAAAAGCAGCCAAACUGCAGUGUGGACAACUGCACUCUGUCUGGCCUAUUUCCCUUGCUGAUUUAGAAGUUACUCCUUUUUUCCAUUCCCCUGCAAGACUUUGGCAGAGAAAUGCUGCUCCAGACCACCACAACGGGGGUGGUUACAUUUCAAAAGAGAGGGCAGUAGCAGCAGUGGGUGAGCACAGCUCCUUCGAGCAUUGGCUGCAGGAAAAGUUCUGCAUAAAGCACAUGUGAUUGUAUUGAUUUAUAUCAGCAGUGCCUUUUUGGAUUAAAAUGUCAAGAGCCUGAAACAAGUUUUUCAUAGCAGAAGUUUGAGAGGAAUAAUUACCAUAGACUCAAGUACAUUUAAUUUAGUGAUCGUGACUGAGACGUAAGCUGGUUCUCCUUACAGAUGUAAACUGAAUGUAGGACAACAUAGCUCACUAACAGAGUGCAGAGCCAUUGUAUUUUCACACACAGAAGAUUUUCCCUUUACAGUCUUCUACCCCUAACAUCACAGGCAAAGUAUUUUUAAUAGGUGCUACAUAAAAUAGAGCACAAAUUAAAAAAAAAUAGGACACACAUUUUCCUCCUUGCUGGUGGAAAAUAUUUGGAAAAUGACACCUGGUUUUCAUUUGCUUUGGAAUGCAGUGAGAGACUUUGCCUUGAGCUAGAAGCUUGGAACAUCUUUAUAGCACUCCACUAGAUUAAAAAGAUCAUAGGGAAGGAUGCUGAACAAUAUAAAACAGAGCUUCACAGAAGUCAGAGAAGUUUGCAGACUUCCUCACUCUGAAGGAUUUGGACCUGCCUCUGGAUUUUUUUUCCAAACACAGCAUAUUCAUCAGGACUUCCAAGGAAAAUCUUACAUAUUUCUUCUGUGUUGGAAAUUUACUUGAGAUCUAGAAUUAGUUGUACUUGAAAUCCAAAAUCAGACAAAGAACGAGGAAGAGGGGUCUGUCUUUUUGGUAUACACAGACAAUAUUGAAGCUCAAAGAGAGACCAUUUACAAAAGACUUGAUUGCCUGAAGCCUGCAUCUACUAAAUGCUGCUUCUGCUGCAAUGGCCAUGGCUGGGGUUUAGCAAUGCUUCUUGAACAAUGUUUACUUGCUGAGCUAAGGAACACACCCAGAACUGAGGAGCCUCCACGGCUGCAGUACAACCCUACCUCGGGAUUCAGAUCAUUAGAAGUUAACAACUAAUCAGAUACUGGCUGCAAGACAAAACAUAAAGAGCCAUUUUGAGUUGGGAGUUGA
Molecule: messenger RNA, 5074 nt
Organism: Serinus canaria (Common canary)
Lineage: Eukaryota; Metazoa; Chordata; Aves; Passeriformes; Fringillidae
Gene: PLA2G4B
Product: phospholipase A2 group IVB
Exons: 19
Coding region: 875-3367 (830 amino acids)
Biological process (GO): glycerophospholipid catabolic process
Cellular component (GO): cytosol
Molecular function (GO): calcium ion binding; calcium-dependent phospholipid binding
Source: RefSeq, a predicted model, not a curated record